Messenger RNA from Raphanus sativus (radish), 582 nucleotides. Its product is annotated as putative lipid-transfer protein DIR1. Bases 74 to 376 code for a protein of 100 amino acids. Gene Ontology annotation, biological process: systemic acquired resistance. Gene Ontology annotation, molecular function: fatty acid binding. The transcript has 2 exons. The record is from RefSeq and is a predicted model, not a curated record. NCBI's taxonomy places the organism in Eukaryota, Viridiplantae, Streptophyta, Magnoliopsida, Brassicales, Brassicaceae.
UUGCUAUAUAAGAAGCUCAAUAGCUUUAAGCUUUCAACGAUAGAGUUGAGAAAGUAAAGAUUAAAAUACAGUGAUGGGUAAGAAAAGCACAAGAUGCCUCAUCACAGUUCUUGCGAUGGUCUUAACCGCAACGAUGAUGAUCCAAGAAGCUAAGAGCAUUCCCCUAUGUAAGGUCAACACAAAUGACUUGCAGAAAUGUCGUCCAGCUGUCACUGGAAACUACCCGCCACCACCGACUCCCGCCUGCUGCACAGUGGCCAAAACAGCGAAUCUUGAAUGUCUCUGUCCGUUCCUCUCCAGGUCCGGGAUUGACCCAUCAAAACUCAAACCUCUGUUUGCCAAGUGUGGCGUAAACAAUCCCUCAUGUUUGCCAUGAUUGAAGAACUGAGGUGGACUGGACUUAAGCUUGCCUGCGGCAUACUUUGCCACCACCUGAAAAUUAAGUCCCUAAGUUAUAAAUUUCUAUGGUGUUUCUAUUUAAAAAAAUCAACAAACUUUGCAGUUAUUUUUCAGUCACCUUUUCUAUCUACAAGAACCGUAUGCUAUACAUUAUUAAUAACAAUAGAGUACUGUUUUUGGCCU